This is a messenger RNA of Bombyx mori (domestic silkworm), 8114 nucleotides long. RefSeq lists its product as uncharacterized. Bases 1 to 1554 code for a protein of 517 amino acids. NCBI's taxonomy places the organism in Eukaryota, Metazoa, Arthropoda, Insecta, Lepidoptera, Bombycidae. The transcript has a single exon. The record is from RefSeq and is a predicted model, not a curated record.
AUGUUGGAGCCCGAAGACCCUGGAGGGACAUCCCUCCAGGUGUCUCAUGUAGUUACAAUAGAUGCUUCGGGAAUGGAAACGGAAGGUUCCAUUAUAGAUACAGACUGUUCGGAAAACAUUAAAUCCGUUAAAAGAAAGAGAAUAUCAACUAGAAACCAAAAAAAGAGAAGGAAUCACAAACAUACAGAUCUACCAGAUUGCCAACUUUCCCCUAAUGAUAUAAAGGAUAAUGUUAUACCUAAAGUACUUGAGUCAGAUGAUAAAAUCACUGAAAUCCAUCAUAAUGAGGUUGCUAACUCUAAAAACAUUACGAGUAACCCUCGCACUGCUAGGCUGCUUUACCAGGCGUCAGACCCUGCGCCUUAUGAUGUACAUAUUCAAAAAAUUUUACAACCUAAUCAAACUGGAUCUAUACAUCCAGUACAAUUUGGAUUCUUUCUAAAAAAAAAUUCAAUAAAAAGCAUUGUAGAGGGAAGCAUAAAAAAAAUUGGAAGGAAUAGGUUGUCAUUUCAAUUUAAAACAUUUCAGGAGGCUAACUCAUUUCUAAAUCACAAAUCUCUUGAUGAUAAUAAAUAUAAAGCUUUUAUUCCGGCCUUCACUAUCACCCGCAUGGGAAUAGUGAGAGGUGUUCCAUGUGACUGGGACGAGAAAGAUGUUAUAGAAAAUAUAGAGCUUCCGCAGAACUGUGGAAGCAUUCUGAAAGUUAGGAGACUAAAUAGAAAGGUUUAUGACGGCGAGACACCCAAGUUUGUUCCAACUGAGACCGUAGUUUUGACCUUUGAUGGGAAGGUGUUACCUCCCAGGGUCUUUAUGUGUUUUAACUCCCUACCUGUAGAGCUUUAUAUUUACCCCACGCUGCAAUGCUUUAAUUGCUGCCGUUUUGGUCACACCAAAAUGCAAUGCAGAGGCACUCCAAGGUGUUACAAAUGUGGUGACAAUCAUUCAGGUAUAAGUUGCGAGACGGAAAGAGAUGAUGCUGUGUGUAUUUUAUGUUCUGGUUCCCAUUUCGCAACAGACAAAAAAUGCCCGGAGUAUGCUAGGCAGAAAGCUAUAAAAGAAACAAUGGCUAGAAACUCUAUAUCCUAUUCAGAAGCAAGUAAAGUCUAUCCACCAGUUUCAAAAUCUUAUGCUGACAUUGUUGCUUCUGCUUCAUCAGCCCCUUCGGGUCCAACUAUGACUUAUUCAAGCCCCUAUAAUUUAACAAGCCCUUUUAAGAGUCCGACUCAAUCAUAUAAGAAAACAGUAUUCUUGAAACCCAAAGCUCGUCCCAGAAAUUCUAGUAAGGGAUAUGAUCAAAAAGCGCAUGCAGAGCUUAUCCAAGAUUACAGCAACAUUCCUUCCUUUUCUACAGGUUGUCUCAAAAAUUACAAUGAUUUGUCAGAAAUAAUAACAAAGGAUCUCAUCAUUUCUAUAAUUCAGUACCUUUCACAAUCGAACAUAAUUAAAAUACCGUCCAACGAUGCCGUUUCUUCAAAAACUUUUUUAACUAAUGGACAGUCAGGACCAUCCACGAAACCAGUCUCUGGUGAUUCAAUGGAAUUGCCGGAGUAUUAAUAGUAAAAAAAGUGACUUAAUUUUUUUAUUGAAUAGUUACAAACCAUUUGCAGUCUCUCUUCAAGAGACUUGGCUUCGUCCUGGAUUCAAUUUUAGAAUUCCAGGACAUGUCUGUCUUAGAGAAGACAGAACAGAUGGGUAUGGUGGAGUGGCACUAAUUCUUAGGGGAGGUGUGCCCUUUGUCCACUUACCCAUCCCUAAUCACAGUGAUAAAUUUUCUAUUAUUGCUGCUAGUGUAAAUAAUAUCUGUUUUGUAAAUAUGUAUAUACCUCACCCUUCCAAUGAAGUCUUUGACGAUAUUCGUAGCAUCCUAUCUUCCCUCCCGCGCCCUAUUUUGGUUAUGGGAGAUUUCAAUGCACAACAUUCUAUGUGGGGAAGUUCUAAGUCUGAUCAUUAUGGGGCUAGAAUCUUAGACAUCUUAGAUGAUAAUAAUUUAUGUCUUUUAAACUCUGGUUGUCCUACUAGAAGAACACAGCCCCAUGAGGGUAUUAGUGCACCAGAUCUUACCCUUUGUAGUCCCUCACUUGCUCCUACAUUAAACUGGUGGCCUCUAUCGUCUUCAUAUGGAAGCGAUCACUUUCCACUAAUGGUAUCAUUUCCUCAAAAAAUUUGUGAAAAGACAUCAAAGGCCCCUCCCCGGCUAAAAUAUAGACUUAAGGAUGCCAACUGGUCAUUAUUUGGAGAUAAAGUUCAACAAAAUUUAUCAACCAUACCUCCACUAAAUGACAGCAGUAAUCAUCUUUGUGCUGAAGCUUUUACACGGGCCCUACUACAAGCUGCUGAGGAAGUUUUUCCUAUAAAAAACAAUAGUGGAAAUGGGUAUAUUCCAUCACCUCCUUGGUGGGACAGUGAGUGUUCUGCUGCGAUAGCUGAGAGAAAGAUAGCUGAAGAAAAUUACAGAGAAAAUUCUACAACACAAAAUUUUAAUAUUCUUAGUAAUCUUAUAACUAAAACUCGUAAAUUAUUAAAACAAAAAAGAUUCAAUAGCUGGAAAUCUUUUUGUGCCUCAAUUUCACCAGAAAUUUCUCCAUCUCAAGUUUGGCAAAAUAUUCGUAGAUUCAGAUCCGCUUUCAAACCUCCAAGGUCUCCUUUCAUGGAUAGUAGUACAGUUGAUUUGUUUCUUGACAAAUUAGCUCCACCAUUUGUCCCGUCUAUAGAUAAUAUUUCUUCUGACUCACAGCCUUCUCUCCUCUCCCAGCAUGAUAGUAGCGAUUCAUUCAUUUCCUUUAGCCUUUCAGAACUCAAAGGGGUUCUUUCAAGGCUUAGGGACUCAGCCCCGGGUUGUGAUGGAAUUCCAUAUUCUUUUCUUCAAAACCUGAACGACUCCUGCCUUUCUUAUUUUCUCAGUUUAAUUAAUUCAAUCUUAACAUCAGGUAAUAUUCCUCCAUCAUGGAAAAUCCAUGAAGUUAUCCCAAUACAUAAGCCCAACAAACCCAUUAAUGAUCCAUCAUCAUACAGACCAAUUGCAUUAGCUUCAGUGAUUUCCAAAAUUUGCGAACAUCUAGUUAAAAAUAGACUAGAAUGGUUUAUUGAGAGUAAAGGGUUACUAUCUCCUAACCAGUUUGGAUUUAGGAAAGGUAGGAGUACGAUGGAUAGUCUCAGCAUUUUUAUGACAGACAUAAGAUUGGCAUUUUCAUACAAUAAGUCUGUGUUAGCAGCAUUCUUAGAUGUGUCUGCAGCCUAUGAUAAUGUCAACCUUUCGGUUCUGAAACAAAAAAUGAUUAAUUUGAAUAUCCCACAAAUUUUCAUAAGUUUCAUAAUCAAUCUUCUCUCUGGUAGAAUGCUUAAAGUAAUAUCAGAAGACUCUUAUCAAUCCCGUAUUGUCUGGAAAGGUUUACCCCAGGGCUCCGUUUUAAGUCCCUUACUUUACAAUAUAUAUUCUCAUGAUCUGGAAGCCUCCCUUAGGGGUAAAGUUAACACACUCCAAUAUGCAGAUGAUUUACUCCUCUAUGUCUCUGGUGAUUCUAUUGACAACAUGUCUGAUACUGUCACAUAUUCUCUUAAGUUGCUAAAAGUUUGGCUUGACAAUAACUCUCUAAGCCUUUCAGUUCCUAAAAGUAUUAUAGUCUUAUUUUCACGUAUGAGGCUUCCUCCAUCAGUGUCUGUAUUUUAUAAUAACAUUAGAGUUCCUGUUAAAAGUGAAGCAACAUUUCUUGGGGUAAUUUUAGACUCAAGACUUACAGGAAGCCCUCAUUGCUACUAUAUAAGUGAUAAAUGUGAGAAGAUUCUAAAUAUAUUGCGUUGCCUCUCUGGAGUUUGGUGGGGAGCCCACCCUUUCUCUCUAAAGCUUUUGUAUAAUGCCCUAAUAAGGAGUAUUUUGGACUAUGGAACAUUUAUACUUGAACCCUGUAAUGCAGUAGCUCUCCAUAAGUUAGACAUUAUCCAGUCUAAGGCUCUGAGAAUAAUUGCUGGGGCUAUGCGUUCGAGCCCUAUUAACGCUUUGCAGGUCGAAUGUUCUGAAGCCCCCCUGCACCUCAGACGACAAUUUCUUUGUGACCGGUUUCUAUUUAGAGCAUUCCAAGUUUAUAAUCAUCCUCUUUACACUAAGUUACGGUCUCUGCUGGAAUGUAUGGAUUAUCCGUACUGGGCUCAUAAAUCGCCGCCAUGCCUUAUUGUUAGUCUCCAAAAGUACUUAGCUCUUCAAGCUCCUACACAUAGAUCACAAUUCCUUCCAAUAUUUUGUGUUAACUAUGAUGCCCUAACUUUAAAUCCAUCUAUUAUGUUUGAUUUCGGCCUAAGUAAACAAGAUCUUUCUAUCAAUGCCAAAUUUGUUGAUAUUAUUGACAGUGACAGCCGAUGGAAAAAUUGUCAUUUAAUUUUUAGCGAUUCCUCCAAACCCGGUCCCGAGGAGUGUGUGGGGGUCGGCAUUUUCCAUCAACAGUUUGGCAUUGUUCAGAAAAUAAAAUUGCCUCCAGAGACUUCAGUAUUUACUGGAGAAUGUUUUGGUCUUCUGAAGUCUCUGGAGUACAUUUUAAUGAUGAAGCUUAAAAAGUCAAUAAUUUUAACUGACGCUAAAAGUGCCCUCCAAGCCUUGGAACGUUUUCCUUUUAACAGUAACCGAAAUAAUCAUCCUGUGAUUAUUGCAUGUCGUGAUUUAUUGUAUCAAUGUUGCAUCAAAAAUUACACAGUUUCCUUUGCUUGGAUUCCGGGGCACUCGGGUAUCUUUGGCAAUGCCAAGGCCGAUAGCCUUGCCAAAGCUGCGGUCAAUGAUGGAGAUUUGGUUCCGUACAAAAGCUUUUGUUGUGAUUUAGCUCUGCUUCCUAAAUUCCAGUUAUUGAAUUCUUGGACUCACAUUUGGCGUUCUUCAAGACAGACUAAAGGUCGAUAUUACAGCACGAUCCAAGUGGAUAUACCUCCUAAACCGUGGUUUUCAAAUCUGACGUUUGGUAAAGCUAUCACAUCGACCCUUAUUCGCAUGAGGCUGGGCCAUGCAUGCAUUCCCUUGCAUUUGGCAAGGCUUAACCUUUUGCCUAGCGAUAUAUGUGAGUGUGGCAAUGACGUUGGGGAUUUUAAUCAUAUAUUCUUUGCCUGUCCUCGAAAUGACCGUUCCGCUUUUAUUUCCUCACUUUUGUCCAUUAAAAUUCCUUUUCCUACUUCAAUUUCUAUCCUUUUAUCUAAUAUCAAUAUUGAUGUAUAUAGAAUAUUAGCUAGUUUCAUUUUUCAUAAUAAUAUAAAAUUGUAACCAUUUAUGUACUUAGUUUAUAUAAUAUAUAUACCUGAUCCUUUUUCCAAAUUCCGUUCCAAAUUCAAAUCCAAAAAAUAAAUCCAUUAACACACUUCCUAACCUUUUUGCGUGGCUGACGCACAAACCGUGCAGGCCAAGAAAUGGGAGAAAAAAAAAAAAAAAAAAAUAAAAAUAUAAACACUAGACAUUAGAGUCACAUUUUGUGUAUUAUAGUAAAAACAAAUGUAAAUGUAAAUUUAACAAUGCCAAUUCAUAGAAAACAAUUGUCACACAAUGUAGUGUAAAUAAAAUGGAUACAAAAACGUAACAGUUUAUAUUGAAUAUUGUAUCCAGUAUGGAAGAAGAUAACAAGAAUUCGUUUAAAGUUUGUCGUGUUUGUUUGGGAUGUUACCCGAGUGAUGAUUGCUUGUCAUUGUUCCAUGUAGAAAACGGUCGCGCGAUAUCGGAUUUGAUAAUAUCAAUCGCAAAAGUAGAAAUAGUUAAAGGUGACUCCUUACCCGACUGUAUCUGCAACGAGUGUUUUCACGAACUGGAAAAGGCUGUAAAGUUCAAACAAAAAUGUGAACAUUCCUAUUUCACGUUAAUUAACGAUACAUUUAAGAACCCUUUGAUUCCGAAAGUAGAUAUAAAGGAGGAAUUAUCAUUUGACAAUAACUGUGAAUUUGAUACAUCGUUUCAUGAAAACAGUGUUGAGACCGAAUUUGAAAUUGAAGACAAGAAUAUUAAAAAGAGCAGAGCCAAUGAUUUGAGUUUAGAAUGUCAUGAUUGUGGAGAGUUAUUUAAAAGUAAAUGCAAGCUGAGAGUACAUUGGAAAAGGGCCCACCAGAGCAGCUAUUUAAAGUGUGAACGAUGCAAACGUCAGUUCAAAUCAUUUAAAGCAUAUAAUUUACACAAGAAAAUAAGUCCUGCUAGUUGUACUGUGGCCAAAUUCAUUAGGAUUGAGGGCGAAGGUAAAAACCGCAUGUUCUACUGUAAGGAUUGUGAUUAUAAAUCGAUCAGAGUUAAAGAUAUGAUGAAUCACUACUUAUGUCACAGUGGUGAGAGACCGUUCACAUGUUCUAUAUGUUUAAAGACAUUCACCCAACAUAGUUCACUUAGCAGUCAUCAAGAAAAUGUCCACAAGCUUUAUAAAGUAGAAGGCACUUGUCAUGUAUGCGGAAAAUACCUUAAAGGUCGAAACAAGUUCUACAAACAUUUAAAAGGUCACUCAGAAAAGAAUCAACAGUGUGUAAUAUGUAAUAAAAUAUUCAAAACGAAGAAAACAUUGAAAGUGCACAUGCAAAGGCAUGCUGAUAUUAAAACGUUGUCAUGUGAAAUAUGUGGAUCGAGAUACUACACUAUAUCAGAUCUGUGUAACCACAAAAGAAAUGUACAUUUUAAGGAUAGCAAAGUUUAUAAAUGUGAUUUAUGUGAAUACGUAGCAAACAAGAAUGAAACGAUAAAGAAGCACAGAGCGAAACACACGGGUGCUAACAUACCGUGUUUGGUAUGCGGAGUGUUUUUGGAGAAUGAAGAAACAUAUCUUCUGCAUCAAAAACGUCAUACUGAUAAACAAUUCCAAUGCACGUUGUGUGAGAAAAGUUUCUACAGGAAACGAUAUCUUAAUGAUCACAUGAGAAAGAAACAUGGACACGGAGAAUCUGGACCAAAAGCUCUUACUAAAAAGAUACAAGUAAAAAAAGAAAGCUCUGUUAUCAUACAAUAUGAGGAUAUUAAUUCAUUAUCACCUACUGUGAUAGAUUAGGGUUUUUUUGCAUUCUGGCAGUGAAAUAAAUGUUUGAUUUGAAAUAAAAUGGAGUAAAUGUUUCUUGGGGAAAGUUAGUUUCUGAAAAUAAAAUAUAAUUUCAAAUCUUCCCUCUAUAAAAUGCUUUAAGUUAUUUUAAUAUUUACAUUAUUUGGAACUGAUGUGCAGAGCAUAGUUUGGUAAUUAUUGGCAAAGAGACUUCCAUUAAUGUUGGGCAGAUAAAGCAUAUUAUGUCAGUAUGGUAUAGAUGCAAAAUGUUAUUAAAAGCCUGAGCAGUUAUAAUAGCAAUAUGUUAAUUUGAAUGUUAACCAAAGAAUAUUAGUGAUUGUUUUGAAUGCAGCCAAUUACAUUGCACUGUAUAUAAAAUAUUGAUUCUUUUAUUGCUCUGGUUCGGAAGACAUCUGUGGAUAAGCAACAUAUGGAGUGCGAGGUAGCUAAUUGGCUCUGGCAUUAGGCCGUCGCUUAUGACAUUGAGUACCUAUAUAAUAUUCAUUACAAUCGGCUUUGCAUUACUUAACCAUACUUGCAUCUAAUAGCAAAACUCAACACUUUAUUUUCUUAUAUGGAAUUUUUUUUAUUUUAGUUAGAACAUAUUAUUAUUCUUUCUCGAAGUUCUCGAGUGGAGACCGCGCAGCGGAAGACGUAGCGUGGGACGCCCCCUGGCUAGAUGGUGCGAUGACCUCCGCACGGUGACCGGCAAGAAGUGGAUGAGGAGAGCCGCAGACCGGGCUCAGUGGUGUAGAUUGGGAGAGGCCUAUGUCCAGCAGUGGAUGACUGGGCUGUUGAUGAUGAUGAUGAUGAUGAUAUUAUUAUUAAAGUUGGAAUUAAUGAAAAAUUGUGUACAUAUUAGCACUUAAAAAAGAAACAAAUUUUAUUUACAACACUUAUUUAACCUAGUUAAACUGCUUUUUUAAUUCAAGAAUUACAUUUUUGAUGGUGGUUUUAGUAAAUAUUUAAUUAUUUUCGUUUAAGGUAUAAAGUACCUAUAUUUUAGUGACAUUAUUUAUUAACAUUUUAAUUCACAAAAAUAUAUACAUAUUAGGUAUUUAAUAAAAUAAGAUUCCUGAAAAUGGUUAUCUGAACAAAACAUUUGUUAAUUAAAAACAAUAAAACACUUAAAUGAAACCCAAA